Messenger RNA from Penicillium salamii, 1137 nucleotides. NCBI's taxonomy places the organism in Eukaryota, Fungi, Ascomycota, Eurotiomycetes, Eurotiales, Aspergillaceae. The record is from the annotation of a GenBank genome assembly.
AUGAACUGGCUCAAGUCGACUCUCUCCGCCGUCGUGGGCACUGAGGAGCCUAUCUAUGGCCCAGAGGCUAUCCAGUCUGUGGCCAAGCAGACCGAGACUACUCCCUUCACCAAUGUUAACAAGGAGAUUCUGCGCUGGCGCGCGCACUCCUACACCAAUGUCGAGACCCAGACCUUCUACAUCAUGGCCGACAAUGGAACAGUGGUUUUCGUCCAAGUGAUCUACAGCAACAUUGUUGGAAUCCACACCACCGCUCAGUUCAACGUGAAGAUUUUCGACCUCAGCGGAAAGGGCGACAACAAAUGGUACUCGGACCCACUCUCUAACUUCAUGUUUGAUGAGCACAUGCUCUCAUUCGGUGCCGACAACCUGUCCCUGACUCUCAACGAAGAGGGCAACUCCUACACAAUCAAGUCUACCGUCAACGACGGUAGCAUUGUGGACCUCAAAUUCUCCCAGACCGCGCCUGGCUUCGUUGUCGGCAAGGACGGAACCUCAUACUUCGGCACUGACCCCAAGAACCCAUGGGGAUCUAUGCGCCAUGCCUUCUGGCCCCGUUGCUCCGUCGAGGGUAACAUUGCCACCAAGGACAAGACUUACGACCUGGCCGGUCGUGGUGUUUUCAUCAUGGCUUUGCAGGGCAUGAAGCCUCACCACGCAGCUGCCCGCUGGAACUUCAUCAACUUCCAGACCCCCACUUACUCCGCCAUCAUGAUGGAAUACACCACUCCUCCCUCUUACGGUUCCACCAAGGUCAACGUUGGCGGUAUUGUCAAGGACGGUGAGGUGGUCUACGCCGGAGCCACCAACAGUGUCGAGCACACAGAAACCGCCCAAGAUGAGGGAAGUGAAUGGCCCGCGCCCAAGUCCAUCAAGUGGGACUGGACCGGCCAGACCACCGAUGGCAAGGAACUCACCGCCGAGGUCAACGGUGCUCUUGGCCCACGACUUGAUCGCAUCGACGUGAUGGCCGAGGUGCCAGGCUUUAUCAAGAGCAUUGCUGGCAGUGUCGCCGGUACCAGGCCCUACAUCUUCCAGUACUCCCCCCAGGACAAGCUUUCUUUGAAGCUUAACAUCGGCGGUGAGGAGGUCACCGAAGAGGGAACCAUGUUCUCCGAGUCUACCUUCAUCUCCUAG